UCUUCAAAAGCAGAAUUGAAUUAGUAACGAUACUUACGAAGUGCGUAGUAUCUGUUAUAGAGUUCUAUAUAAGAGCGUCUCGUAAUCGGCGAUGCCUUUAGUGACGAAAAACUGCUGGACCCGUCGAUACUCGCUCAGUAUCUUAUGAAAUUCUCGCCAGAAUGAAGACAUACAUCGUAGUGUUUACGUUGUUCGCUGUCAUAUUAAGUGUCAACGGAGAAGUGCAAGACGAUAUGCAUUUACAGAAAAAGAUUCAGGAGUGUUUUGCUGAAACUAAUGUGCCUCCAGGUGAACUAAUGGCAAAAUAGAUCCAGAAACACAGUUAGUCGCUAUGCAUCCCGAUUCCUACGAUACUAUUAAAGAAGUUGUAAAUGUGUGCACUAUGACUGCAAAUCAAGAAACUGAUGAAUGCGAAAUCGCUCACAGCUAUGUCAAAUGUCUAAUAAAAAACGUGAGCAUAUAUUAGCGUUAGACAGAAUUACCAUUUGAUGUUACAAAAGAAAUAUGCAAGUCGUCAAGUUUAAUUAGAUUAUCAGUAUAAUAUUAGGCAACGUAUUGCCUACUCUGACGUACAUUAAAGUUAUCAUCAUACUCGUUAUAGUAUUUUAAUUUUAGUAUAUAUUUUAAAUUCAUUAUAAAAUUAAACACUUAUAAAAUCAAGUAUUAUUGAUAAUGUAAGAUACGAUUAUAUUGUAUUUGUUAUGAUGCACAUCUAUGUAGAAAGUAACUUUUUGUUUAUAUCGCAGCCCUUACUUUUAGGAAAAAUUAUUGUAUAUAAUAAAUAUUGUAAUAUUAUACUAUAUAAGUGCAGUACUAUUAAUAAAUUAAAGUUAUACUUUUAGCCGAAUAAUUAUCGGGCAAGAGUCGCAGAUUGUAGUUGAAAAUAAUUGUUAUCUUAUAAAUGUAUUCGUAACUCACCAUCUCUAGAUUAAGUAGUAGCUUGAAAUAAUUAAUGAUUAUUUAAUAACACACCAAAGUAGCAAAUAAGCGCGGUAAGUCAAUAACAAAUAAUUACAGAACGAACACAUCUUUGCUAUGGCUGCAUUAUUCGGAAUGAAAUUCAAAAUCGUGGCUACCAACUUUUAUGUCGAUUUGUAUCUCUGUGAUGAAAUUGCUUCUUCCUGUUUGAUAAUUUUGCGAUAAAACUUCUGGUCAUUAUUUCGUAAAUUACUUAUCUACGCCUGGGUAUGGUUCGUAUGCCAAAAUAAUUACUUAAUAAUGUAAUUGUAUCGAGAGCAUGACGCCUUCGGUGGAUUCACCAUAAUCUUAUAUAAAUGAGUUACCAGAAGACAGUUUGUGUAAUAUGAAAUAUUUUUCCAACGAAUCGCCCGACUAAGAGUGCAAAUCAAUAAAAUACAAAAUGAAAGUUAUUGUAUUGCUAGUUACUGUACUAACCAUAACGAUUCACGUUUCGUGUCAAACGGAUGAAGAAGUACAUAAAAUAAAAGAAAAGUGUUUUGAUCUGAGUGACAUACCCGUAGAAGACCGAGUAGUGUACAACCCUGAAAAUCCAAAGCUCAAAUGCUUUAAUGCAUGUACCUACACUGGUGUAGGAAUGAUGAAGGAUGGAAAAAUAGUACCAGAAAAAUACAUCGAAAGACUGCAAGAUUCUUUAAAAAAUGAGAAGAAGUCGGACGUGGAAGCAUUUAUGAAACAUAUGGAGGAUUGUGCCGUUAUGGCUAACAAACUAAGCGAUGAGUGUGAAGUAGCCUAUUCAAUGAUAAAAUGUUUGUAAUUUUGUGAUAUAAAUGUAAUAUAUAUUAACAUUGUGUAUUGAUGAAAUAAAAAAUGUUCUGCGCCCUGUUUA
Nasonia vitripennis (jewel wasp) is the source of this 1807-nucleotide messenger RNA. Its product is annotated as putative odorant binding protein 81. Gene Ontology annotation, molecular function: odorant binding. NCBI's taxonomy places the organism in Eukaryota, Metazoa, Arthropoda, Insecta, Hymenoptera, Pteromalidae. The coding region runs from base 1361 to 1735 and encodes 124 amino acids. The transcript is spliced from 8 exons. The record is from RefSeq and is a predicted model, not a curated record.